UUUUUAAACGAAUACAUCGGUAACGCCAUUUGAACAUCAUCGCGUUCAUGGACGCCUGGAAGGGAUCAUGAACGGAACCAGGCAAUUUCCUCGAUCACAUUCACGGCUGAGUUCGCCUAAGAACCCACCAACUUAUUCAACAUGAAUACCGCACGGGCUCUUGUGCGCACUGUGACCACCACAGCUGCUCGCCAGACAAGGAGCGAGACGCACGAGGGAUACAACAAGAUCCGCUCGAAGAUGCAGUAUUUCCAGGUUGAUAAUGGGGUCCCAAUUCACCUGAGAGGAGGACCUUUCGACAACAUGUUGUUCAUAUCAACAGCUGUCUUGAAUGGGUUCGGCCUCUACAUGUGCUUGAAAUUCUUCUACGACAUGUCAUUCACCAAGAAAGCUGAUUAGUAAUCUCGUUGCUUAUCUACCUCAUGUUUUCAUUCCCGGAACUCUCAGAGGUUUUUCGUUUUACCUUUUAGGAUGGUGUACCAAAAUGUAAAUAGCUGUUCUGUCAGUGAGGAAUGUAAUUAUGUCAUUGUACAUGCCAUAACUUAUUUUUCUUUCUAUUAAUGAAAAAUAAAAUGUAAAAGCUGC
Molecule: messenger RNA, 585 nt
Organism: Macrobrachium nipponense
Lineage: Eukaryota; Metazoa; Arthropoda; Malacostraca; Decapoda; Palaemonidae
Product: cytochrome c oxidase subunit 7A, mitochondrial-like
Exons: 3
Coding region: 142-399 (85 amino acids)
Biological process (GO): regulation of oxidative phosphorylation; mitochondrial respirasome assembly; mitochondrial electron transport, cytochrome c to oxygen
Source: RefSeq, a predicted model, not a curated record